UAAAAACCUGAGAAAAAAUGGAGAUGGACGACCUUUAUGACGAUGUUGAAGACAACAUUUAUGACACUGUUGAGGACAAACCUGCCAGUUACAGACCUUUGGCCCAUCAGACCGCUCCUCAGGUCUCAAACAGGGGCUUACGUGGAGCUGUUGUCUUUCUGGGGUUGCUCUGUGGUUUCCUGGUCGUCGGACUCAUCGUAGUCAGAGUCCACUAUUUUCUUGCAACACGUGCCUUGGCUGCAGAUCUGUUCUUCAUGAAAUCCAACCUCCAUGACUGCAUUCAGAAGGGAAAUGACCACAUAUCCAACCUGACGGAAGAGGGAGACCAGCUCAAUGCCAGCCUCGUCAAAGCCACUCAGGAGCGGAAGAAGCUUGGGAUGGAUAUAACGUGUCCUGCUGGAUGGUGGCUGUUCAACGGAAGCUGUUAUUUUCUUUCCAGUCAGACUGGACCCUGGAAAGCAGGAAGAGAAGACUGCAAAACCAGAGGAGCGCAUCUCGUUAUCAUAACGAGUAAAAAGAACAGGAGUUCAUCGAAGGGCUCAAGGUCGCCUAUUGGAUCGGUUUGACUGAUGUUGAACAAGAAGGAACCUGGAAAUGGGUUGAUGGAUCUGCAGUCACUCUGUCAUUCUGGGAUGGAAGACAGCCUGACAAUGGUAACGGCGAUCCAAUUUAUGGUGAAGAGGACUGUGCACUCAUGUUUUCAACAGGAGGGUGGAAUGAUCGGGAUUGUAACCAAAACUUUCCAUGGAUUUGUGAGCAAUAGCUGCACUGUGUAAUGAGUUUCACACUGAUGACUUUGGAAAUACUGUUAAGUAUAUUAAGCUUCACAAAACUGGAAUGCAAAAUCUAUUACAGGGUGGGGAAGCAAAAUUUACAAUGAACAUUUAGUUGUUUUUUCUCAGCAGGCACUACGUCAAUUUUUUUGAAACCAAACAUAUACUGAUGUCAUAAU
Molecule: messenger RNA, 952 nt
Organism: Sphaeramia orbicularis (orbiculate cardinalfish)
Lineage: Eukaryota; Metazoa; Chordata; Actinopteri; Kurtiformes; Apogonidae
Product: C-type lectin domain family 4 member A-like
Exons: 6
Coding region: 18-566 (182 amino acids)
Cellular component (GO): plasma membrane
Source: RefSeq, a predicted model, not a curated record